AUGGAUCUUUCUUGGAAUUUGCCUGAGUUCCCCGAAGAUAGCAUUUUGGAAAGUUUGGUUCUAUCUAACACGAACUUUUCUGGGACUUUACCUCGAUCUAUUGGCAAUCUCAAGUCUUUGACAGAACUGCAGCUUUCGGGUUGGAGACUUUCUGGGGUCAAACCCUCUUCUUUUAACAAUCUCACCCAGCUGGUCCAUUUGGACCUUUCAUCCAAUAAUCUCAGUGGUAAGCUUCCUUCAAUGGUGCGAUGGCGAAGCAUUUUAGACGUAAUACUUUCGAAUAAUAUGCUGACUGGAUCAAUAGCUUCCUCUCUUGGCAACCGAAUGCUUCCAAAUCUUACAAUAAUUGAUCUAACAAAUAACUCACUCACUGGUACGAUUCCUGUGCCGCUGUUUUCUCUGCCAUCUUUACAGAAGUUGCGACUUAGGCAGAACCAGUUUUCGGGUCAUCUGGAAGAGUUGUCAAAUCCUUCUUCCACGUUGUCAUAUGUUGAUUUGAGCAAUAACGAGCCGCAGGGACCAAUUCCAAAGUCAGUCUUUCGGCUCUCAAGGCUAAAAAUUCUCUCUCUUGCAUCAAACAACUUCAGUGGUACGGUGGGGCUGGCCUCGAUCGGGAACUUGAGGAAUCUCUCCUACCUGGAUCUCUCAAAUAAUAUGCUGUCAAUAAUAGAUGGAGCUGAUAAUUCUUCGUGGGUUUCUUUCCCCAAUAUCAGCAUAUUGAGACUGGUAUCUUGCAAUCUGAACAGGCUUCCUGGUUUUUUGAGAUAUCAGAAUGGAGUCAGUAACCUGGACCUCUCGAUGAACAGAAUUGCCCAGGUGGAUAUGGAGUAUUGGGAAGUACAGUUUCGUGUACUUGAAUCUUUCUUUUAA
Messenger RNA from Elaeis guineensis (African oil palm), 870 nucleotides. The record is from RefSeq and is a predicted model, not a curated record. Lineage: Eukaryota; Viridiplantae; Streptophyta; Magnoliopsida; Arecales; Arecaceae.